Molecule: messenger RNA, 2477 nt
Organism: Amphibalanus amphitrite
Lineage: Eukaryota; Metazoa; Arthropoda; Thecostraca; Balanomorpha; Balanidae
Exons: 5
Coding region: 774-1568 (264 amino acids)
Source: RefSeq, a predicted model, not a curated record
GAGGCGCCGCCCGCCUGCUCGCCUAUAUAGCGGGCGGGCCGCGCGCGCCGAUCAGCUCAGUCAGCCGCCGACGGCAGCGACGCAUGCGCACGGGUGCCAGCGACGUCAACCGACGACCCAUCGUCGCAGUGGAUCGCGUCACUUGCAUGGAGCGUCACAAACCGUCUGACAACACAUUAUGGGCGAGCGAGACAGGGGUUGGCGGUGCUGGGGCCAGCCCGGAGAGCGGCUGCUGCGAGCAGACCGACGCGCUGGCCUCUGCGCGCCUGCUGGGCCGCUGGGCCAGCACCUGGCCCAGUUGACUCAGCCAGGAGCGGGAGAACCAGCUGGCGGCGGCCACCGCCGCGGACCCGGCCAAACAGUCGGCCUCUGACGAAGAGGACCUUCACUGGCCCGACUCGGACUACUUCUCCGCGUCUUCGUCUGACGAUGACGAGAGCGACGGCGACUCCGAGUCCAGCUGCUGUGAACCGGUCGGCUGCGGCUGGCCGCCGGGCUGGCCGCUGCCGGCGCCGCGCUGGUCGCCCCCGCCGCCGGCCAUCACCUUCGGCAGCAGUGCGGCGCUGACGGCCUUCUGCGCCGAGCUGGACCGCCUGCUGGCCCACCAUCUGGCGCAGCAUGACUACGACUGCGUGGACGUGUUCCUGCGCUUCCACAGCGCGCACCAGCGCUGGCAGCAGGCGGGCGCGCCGGGCUCGUUCGAGCGCUGGCGCCAGCAGUUCGAGAUCAGCCCCGAGCCGAACCAUCUGACCUGCGUCGGACUCACUAAGGACAUGCUCGCCAGGGUGGCGGCGCGCGGUGGCACGGUGGCCUCGCAUUUCUACGUGGCCUCGGCUGAGGAGGAGAUAGACGACGUUGAAGAGUACGUCGCCGGCUGCCGGCCUCCGGAGAGGAACGAGAACGACCACUGCCUGAUGGCGUGUCAGGUGCGCGUCAGCGGACGUCGCGGAGUGCUGCUGAUCGACUCGGGCUACCACGUGCCGCGCACUGUGUGCGUCAUGGCUGACAGACUGCCACCGCACACUGGUGAACUGCCGAUGGACUGCCUCUCGGGCCAGCUCACCCACGGCUACGAGCUCUCGCCCAACCACAAGUUCGCCAUCUGCUCCAUCAACCGCACGACAGCCGCCGGCACCACCAGCACCGACCGCACGUGCAUCUUCAUCGGCGGCCACUUCGAGAACCCGUACGCGUUCGCCGAGUACCGGAACAUCUUCCACACGCUGCGCUCGCGGGUGCGCCGCUCGCCGGAGGGCCGGCUGCUGAGCGGGUUCUACUUCUCUCUGCGGCCGGCCGGUCACGGCGCGCCGGCGCUGACCGUGUUCUGGCACGGCACGGACGGCCAGCGGCGCCGCUGUCGGCUGCCGCUCUCGGAGCUGUCGCAGCCCGAGCUGCUGACGGAGCCGCAGCUGGAGGCCCUGCAGGCGGCCGGCAGACAGCUGCGCCUGUCGCCCGACCAGUGGCAGCAAACUGCUGCAGCGGUCGGUGGACGCCCUCAGCGACCGCAAGUUCAUCGACCGUGUGCUGCAGGUCAACGAGCGCAUUCUGUACGAGCUGGGAACGGAUGACCCUCCGUCCGGCUGGCAGCGACCGGACGUCUAGGUGGCGACACCGCUCUCCUCGAGUGGCGGAGCUGCUCGCCGAACUGUAUAGGCGACGCUAAGGCUCGACCCGACGUCUGGAAGCUGUCGUUGCACGGCCUGGCGUCAGGUGGCGUCGGCACUGAGGCUGCUGCGACCCGCGGCAGGGGGCACCACCGAGACGCCUAUUCGUAUGUACCUUCCAGACAAGUGGCCUGACCAAGACAGCCGACCAUUGCCAGAAACUUCAUAUAUCUGACGACUACAUCGGACAAAUGAUCGUGCUUGAUGUGGAUUGAUAAGAGCGAGCGUUCUACAAUCUAAGCGUUAUGCGAUGGAACCAAUCUGAGAGAAGCACACCGACCCACCACCUAGAUCCGUCCUGAAAUUCGACUUUCAUUUGAAACAUAUGGUGAAUGGGAUGCAUGAAAUGCUUGAAGCAUACUUUAAUUCUGCUUGUUAUGUCGCAGAUAUAUACGCAUCAUGCUCUUUACACAUUAAAACACUGAUCGCGCCCUAUGCAUGCAUUACUGCUUUUGUUUAUAUCGCUGUUCAUAUCAGCUUUGGGCAAUGAGUCGUAUUAAAAAUCUCAGUGUCAGAAAAGUAUCUCAAAUUUGCGAAACUAUGCCCGCCCGUUAACGACACAACUACGUAUUAGAAUGUAUUAUUGCCAAUACAGCGAAGUAUAAUAUUAUAAAUGCGAAUGUUGAUUCUCGCAAUAUAUUUUUCCUACGUAAGAUAUUUAUAUACUUUGGUAUAUUUACAGAACUUUAAGCGCGUGAAACCUAUUUUGAUGAUUAGUACCUAUAUGUUUCCGCUUAUCCAAUAAAUAAUUAUGCGAACCAUCCUAAUGCACGUGAUUUUUGCGAAAUAAAUGACGUAUUUAGGCGAAGUCUA